AUGGCCGAACAACAUAAUAUCUACGGAUACAAUCCCUCUCUUCCAGCUGCUAUCAUCUUCAUCAUUCUCUUCGGCAUCACAACCGCUUACCACGGCUAUCAACUCACAAAGUCACGAUGCUGGUACUUCAUCCCAUUCGUGAUUGGCGGAAUCUUCCAGGUUCUAGGAUACAUCUGUCGCGCUGCAUCGCAUGACAACUUCUAUGGAAUCCCCUUAUAUGCCAUGCAAUCACUCUUCAUCCUGCUUGCCCCGCCGCUGUACGCCGCAUCGAUCUACAUGAUCUUGGGGCGAACAGUGACUUAUCUUAACGCCGAGCACCUGAGCUUGGUGCCAGUCAAGUGGAUGACAAAGAUCUUUGUGGGAGGAGAUGUGUUUUCAUUUCUCUUGCAGUGUUCUGGCGGUGGCCUCAUGGCUACAGCAGGCUCCAUGCGUGAAACAGGCUCCAACAUCACAAUCGGUGGCCUGGUCGUCCAGCUUCUCUUCUUCGGUUUCUUCGUGGUUGUCACAACGGUUUUUCACUUCCGAAUCUCGCGUCAGCCAACUUCCAGAUCACAGUCAGAUCGUAACCAAACCCGCGGCGAGGGCUUCAGACAGCGCAACUGGUUUACCAUCUUAAUCGGUCUGUACAUUGUUAGCCUUUUGAUUUUGGUCCGGUCCGUGUUCCGCUUGGUUGAAUACAAAGAGGGUUACGAUGGGUACACCAUGACGCAUGAAGUUUUCAUGUACAUCUUUGAUGGUCUUUUGAUGCUCAUCGCUAUGGCUAUCAUGAAUGUGUACCACCCUGCUGAGAUCCUUGGUAAUGGGAAAGGUGAGAGUCAGGGUGGUAUGCAGCUAGAAUAG
Molecule: messenger RNA, 840 nt
Organism: Penicillium griseofulvum
Lineage: Eukaryota; Fungi; Ascomycota; Eurotiomycetes; Eurotiales; Aspergillaceae
Product: RTA1 domain-containing protein
Exons: 3
Coding region: 1-840 (279 amino acids)
Cellular component (GO): membrane
Source: RefSeq, a predicted model, not a curated record